AUGGUGAUAUCUGCGUUUAACCAUUGUCUUGAGGCUGGACCCAGUCUCCACAACGAUUUACCUGGCAUACUGAUGAGAUUCCGUGAGAAACCUGUUGCGCUUACUGGUGAUGUGUCGGAUAUGUUCUGUUAUGUGCGAUUAGAACCGGAGGACUGUAAAUACCAUCGUUAUUUAUUGCGCGGAUUGGAUAUGUCGAGACCACCCGAUGAGUACGAGAUGAACUGUCUGGUGUUUGGAGAUCUUCACACUGGGUGGCAAACUAUGCUGUGACUCGCACCACCAAAGAAUGGCCCGUCGCAGCCGCAGUGGUCAAGCGUAAUAUAUUUGUUGAUGAUUUAUAUACGUCCUAUUAUGAUGAUGAUGAUGAAGCAAUAACAUUGCGGAAGGAUGUGACAAAUUUGAUGGCGAAGGGUGGGUUCCCGAUGCGCAUGUGGCUCUCGUCGUUACGAAAGGACCUGGAAACAAUACCCGAGGAAGAAAGGGCUGCCCCAAACAAGAACGUGAAUAGUGGAUAACUUCCGUCAGGGCGUGCGUUGGGGGUGAAAUGAGAUGCAAAGUCCGACUAUCUAGGCUUUGCAUAGCACACAUUGAUCGUCCGAAGGCGCAAAAUACAAAGCGAUGGAUUCUAAAAUGAUUGGCUGCAUUAUACGACCCGUUGGGUUGGGCUAGUCGGCAUGUUGUCCGUGCCAAGAUUCUUCUGCAGCGCACCUAGUCUCGUGACCUCCAGUGGGAUGAACAACUUCCACCAGAAGAGGUAGGGGGAGAUGAUUUGGCUCAAAGUUUUCUCGGUCCCUCGCAAUAUCUACCGUGAGCAUUCGAAAGUCUGGUCAAUGUUUCUCAUAGAUAGUCUUUUGUGAUGCUUCAGAAAUAACCUACGCUGCUGCUGCCUUUAUACGUGCAAGGUCAACCGAUGGGGAUUACGUGUGCCAUUUGAUUAUGUCGAAGACUCGUUUAAUGCCGCUUAAGGCAGUCUCUAUUCCGUGCGGAGAGUUAAUGGCUUGUCAACUUUCUGUCCGACUGGCGAAGUCUGUUCGUAAGCAACUGGGACUUAACAAUUGUCGUGUCAAGUAUGUGUCUGAUUCCACGACUGCGUUAUGGUGGAUCAAGAGUGAGCCAAGGAAAUUUCGUCCAUUCGUUGCCAAUCGAGUGGCAGAGAUCCUGUCGGAGAGUGAUCUAACUCAGUGGCAUCAUAUUGGGACGAAGCUGAAUAUUGCGGAUAUUGCGAGCAGAGGAACAUCUGUAGCUGAUAUUUCCGCUGAUUCAACCUGGAUUCAGGGACCAGAUUUAAGUCUGAGUUCUCUAAGUGGCCUGUUGACAAAGCUGCUGUUGAUUUUCUAG
Molecule: messenger RNA, 1338 nt
Organism: Paramuricea clavata
Lineage: Eukaryota; Metazoa; Cnidaria; Anthozoa; Malacalcyonacea; Plexauridae
Source: the annotation of a GenBank genome assembly